GGGCCGACCCAGUACAGGUGGGAAUGGCCCAUGAGUGUACUUGUAUUGGAACCAGUUUAGGUUCAUGUUUUCUUCCUGGCCAGUAGGGGGCGCAGGUUUGAACAGUUGCUAUGUUGAGCCAGUGUGUAGAAGAAGUGUGUCAGUAAGUUUCCCAUAUGCAAGAAGCAAAAACAUCUGUUCAGCAAUCUGAAGCCAUCCGCUCUAUUUCAUCCCUUUGAAUGGAAAUAUGAUUUCACACUUUGUUGCAUUAAAUUCCGUCCAAAUACAACACGUGCCUGUUCAUUGGAGGAGAGCGAUGCAAGAAAGAGUUUAGCUGGCUGUGAAUCUCAAUAUAGGACACGGGGUCACAUUGGGUGCAACAGUACAGUGAAAUCAUACCAUUCGGCGAGGGAUUCGAGUGGUGUUCUAUUUAGCUAUGGAGAAAGGAGACUCAGAAGGUCAAAAUGAGGAAACACAGUCAAAUCAUUCCAGAAGGUCUUCAAAAUCCUCAGGAAGACUGACUGUUAGAUCAUCAGCAGCAUGUUCAAGCCGGUCAUCAGCCUCGAGCCGAGCCAGCAUGGCAGUGGCGCGGGCACAAGCAGAAGCACAGGCAGCCAAGGCCAGGUUAGCCUACGCUGAAAAGGAGAUGAGCAUUAAAGUAGAAAAGGCUCGUCUAGAAGCAACUCUCGAUGUGAUAAACCUGCAAAAGGAAGCUGAUGCAGCCAUGGCCAAAGCUGAGGUAAUGGAGUCAGCAGUGGCUCAAUUUGACAAAGCAGAUUCAAAGGAAGAGCUGUCAUUUUUACCUUUACAAGCAACCACAGAACAAAAGGUGAGUGAGUACAUCAACAAAAACAAUUACACCGAUCUGGCUCAAGGAAACGCAUCGCAACAUGAUGACAGAAAACAUCAGACUGAACAAUCCAAUCAACCAUUAAUCUACUCACCUCUUUGCCCCAAACAUGAACCAGUGCAAUGCCGAUUUGUACCACAAGAUGGUGCUGAGGGACCAACACAAAGUGGUACAAUUCUACAAAUUCCACAGCAGGGAUUAUUCCCAAAAUAUAACGCUGACAGCACAAGUGACCUUGCUAGAUUUUUAGCCAAAAGUCAACUAGUAACUGGAGGACUGGAAAAAUUUGAUGAUAAACCAGAAAGUUACCUUAGUUGGAAAACUACAUUCCAGAGCACCAUAACAGAACUUGGUCUUACAGCCAGUGGGGAAAUGAACCUUCUCAUUAAGUGGCUGGGCCCAGAGUCUUCUGAACAUGCCAAGAGACUGAAAGCAGUUAACAUAAAGUAUCCACUUGUCGGUCUCAACAUGAUAUGGUCGAGACUAGAAGAAUGUUAUGGCUCACCAGAAGCAAUAGAGAACUCGUUGUUUACCAGAAUACAAAACUUUCCAAAACUCUCCAGUAAAGAACCACACAAGCUUCGUGACCUGUCAGAUUUAUUGUGCGAACUCCAAGCUGCAAAGCUGGAUGGUUAUUUGCCUGGGUUAAAUUACCUUGACACAGCCAGGGGAGUUCAUCCAAUUGUGGAGAAGCUGCCCUUCCAUCUUCAAGAAAAGUGGACAAUGUCAGGGUCAAAGUUUAAGGAAGACCACAACGUAAGCUUCCCCCCAUUCUCAUUUUUUGUUGAAUUUGUGAAAGGUCAAGCUAAGGCAAGAAACGACCCUAGUUUCACCACGACCUUCAACUCAUCUCUCUCUUACGUCAAUCAGAUGUCAAGCCACAGGAAAGACAAAUCAGCAAACCACUAUAACCAAAGGUCAGCAGUUACAGUACACAAGGUGGACAUAUCAUCAGAGGAUAAAGAAGCAGAGGACGACAAAAAACAAUGUCCCAUACAUCAAAAACCCCAUCCACUCAAAAAAUGCAGGGGUUUCAGAAUCAUGCCGCUUGAUGACAGAAAAAAGUUGCUCAGAGAGAAUAAACUUUGUUUUCGCUGCCUUACUUCCACCAGCCACCAAGCCAAAGACUGCUCAGUCCAGAUUAAGUGUGAAGAGUGCGACAGUGAAAGACACCUGGCAGCUCUUCACCCUGGACCUGCACCACAACUGCUCAAGUCUCCUCCAUCCCGUCAGGGGCACGGCGGGGAGCAAAAUAAACAGGAUCAAGAUGUGACAACUACAUGCACAGAGGUAUGUGGAAAUAAAAUCACAGGCAAAUCCUGUUCCAAGAUCUGCUUGGUACAAGUCUAUCCUAAAGGUCAGCGAGAAAAAAUGAGGAGGAUGUAUGCAAUGAUUGAUGAUCAAAGCAACCAGUCACUUGCAAAGACAGAGUUUUUUGACAUAUUUGAUAUAGAAAGCACAACUGAACCGUACACGCUGAAAACUUGCAGUGGUGUAACACAAAUGACUGGGAGAAGGGCAGGUGGCCACAUUGUCGAGUCACUGGAUGGGAAAGCAAAUUUUCCUCUUCCCACGCUCAUAGAGUGCAACGCCAUUCCCAACAACAGGGAUGAAGUGCCCACUGCUGAAGCAGCUUUACACCACCCUCAUCUAAAAGCAAUAGCUGCGGAAAUACCACCUCUCGACCCCAAAGCAGAUAUUCUGUUGCUGAUAGGACGAGACCUUCUGAGAGCUCACAAAGUAAGGGAACAAAUUAAUGGCGGAGACAAUGACCCAUUUGCACAGAAGUUAGACCUGGGCUGGGUUAUUGUUGGUGAUGUUUGUCUUGGCAACGCUCACAAACCAAGUAAAAUAAAUGUUCUGAAAACCCACAUAUUAGACAAUGGCCGACCAAGCUGUCUUAUUCCUUGCAACAGUCACCUCAAUGUAAAGGAGGACUUUAGUCUGAGCCAAACUAGAAGUAGCUCUACACAAACACCAAUGGUGUACCCACAUCCAAAGCCUACAGCUGAUCUUUUAGGAGAGACUGUGUUUCAGCAAGCCAGCAAUGACAAUCGGCUUGCUCAGUCAGUUGAGGAUAUGAUUUUUCUGGAGAAGAUGUCUGGGUUUUUCAAAGAUGAGACAAACAGCUGGGUUGCACGACUUCCCUUCCGAAGUCCCAGACGCAGGCUCCCAGAUAACCGUUCCUGUGCCUACCGGCGGCUUAUGUCUUUACGACAUAUGCUAGACAAAAAGCCAGAAAUGAAAACACAUUUUGUUGAAUUCAUGCAACAAAUGUUUAACAACCAACAUGCAGAACUCGCUCCACCUCACAGCAAAGACAAAGAGAUCUGGUACCUCCCUGUGUUUGGUGUGUAUCAUCCCCAGAAGCCGGGGAAGAUACGAGUGGUGUUCGAUUCAAGUGCCCAGUUUGAUGGAGUGUCCCUGAACGACGUCCUAUUAUCUGGCCCGGACUUAAACAACACACUCCUGGGCGUGUUGCUCUGCUUCAGGAAGGAACCAGUCGCUGUCACAGCCAACAUUGAACAAAUGUUCUACUGCUUUGUAGUCCGGAAAGAUCAUAGAGAUUACCUUCGGUUUCUAUGGUACGAAGACAACGACCUUGCCAAGGACAUGGUGGAUUAUCGAAUGAGGGUGCACGUCUUUGGCAAUAGCCCCUCCCCGGCAGUGGCAAUUUACGGGAUGAGGCUGGCAGCAAAAGAGGCGGAAAAUGAAAAUGGAGCUGAUGCACAGAACUUCAUAGAGCAAGAUUUCUACGUUGAUGACGCGUUGAAGUCUUUUCCAACCGUUGCCGAGGCGGUUGACGUCCUAAAGAAAGCACAGAAAAUGCUUGCUCUCUCCAACCUGCGUCUUCACAAGAUCGCCUCCAAUAAAGUGGAAGUGGCCAAGGCAUUCUGUCCUGAGGACAGAGCCAAAGACAUCAAAAACCUGGAUCUGACGAAAGAUGAGCUUCCUGUCCAACGCAGCUUGGGGGUAAGUUGGAACCCCACGUCAGACACCUUCACGUUUCAUGUUCCAAAAGAGCAGAAACCCUUCACUCGUCGUGGUGUACUUUCAACUGUGAACAGUUUGUUUGACCCUCUUGGCCUGUUGGCGCCUGUAACCAUCAAAGGUAGACUUCUACUUAGAGCACUCUCUAGCAGUAACCUUGAAUGGGACAGUUCUUUACCCCAAGACAUGUACGAGAGCUGGAGGAGUUGGCACGAGUCACUUAACAGUCUAACAAGUCUACACAUUCCACGUACCUACGUCGCAUUCUCUAUCUCACAAGCGACCUUCACCGAACUUUGUGUGUUCUCAGAUGCUUCAGUGAAAGCCAUCGCUGCGGUGGCUUACCUGAAGGUCACACAUGAAGACCAGCACAUUGAAGUUGGGUUUGUCAUGGGAAAGGCCAAACUGGCUCCCACACCAGAGUCUACCAUCCCACGAUUAGAGCUCUGUGCAGCAGUGCUUGCAGUGGAGAUGUCAGAGCUCCUCAAAGAAGAGCUAAAAAUCCAGAUUGACAAGACAACGUUUUACACCGACAGUAAAGUGGUGUUAGGAUACAUCAAUAAUCAGAGCAGAAGAUUCCACGUAUAUGUGAACAGUCGUGUGCAGAGAAUCAAACGGUCGUGCCUACCAGAACAAUGGAGAUAUGUUCCAACAGAACACAAUCCAGCUGACCAUGGUUCCCGGUCUGUGCCAGCAGGAAAACUCUCCAGCACAUUGUGGUUCCAUGGCCCAGCAUUUCUUCUUAAGGAACAGACUGUAUUUCCAGAAAAAGGUCCAUUCAAACUCAUCGAUCCAGAGUCAGAUGGGGAAAUCCGGCACAACGUUAGUGUCCUUGUGACCACGGCUGGUCCAGGAGGGUUGGGUUUAUCACGCUUCGAAAGGUUCUCAAAGUGGACUUCUCUUGUCCGUUCAGUGGCCUACCUUCACCACAUCGCCGACAGCUUCAUGUCCAAAAAUGGUGGCGAGUGCAGAGGCUGGCAUCUUUGUAAAACAAGUCUCAAAGGUGAUGCCUUACGUCAAGCGGAGCAUACAAUUAUUAGGUGUGUGCAGAAUGAUGUCUAUGCAGAAGAAAUAAACUGUAUCAUGAUGAAAAGAGAAAUCCCAUGCACUAGUACUCUUCUCAAGCUUCAUCCCUUCAUGGAUAACGACAGCUUGUUGCGAGUGGGAGGACGUCUUGCAGCAUCAAACUUAACAGGUCACGAAACUAACCCUCUUCUGAUACCAGGAAAGCAUCAUAUUGCCACACUGCUUAUCCGACACCACCACGAGGCUGUCCAGCACCAGGGAAGACAUUUCACAGAGGGGGCUGUGAGAGCAGGUGGACUAUGGAUAGUUGGUGCGAAGAGGUCCAUCAGCAGUGUAAUCCACAAAUGUGUCACUUGCAGAAAGCUUCGGGGCAAGAUGGAACAGCAGAUCAUGUCAGACUUGCCUGCCGAACGCCUACAGACUGACCCCCCAUUCUCUUAUGUUGGUCUCGAUGUGUUUGGACCAUGGGAGGUUUCAGCGCGCCGAACCAAGGGUGGCCAGGCUAACAGUAAGAGAUGGGCAGUCUUGUUCACCUGCAUGUCCACCAGGGCGAUUCAUAUAGAAGUGGUUGAGACUCUGAGUGCCUCUAGUUUUAUUUAUGCACUUCGUAGGUUUUUCGCCAUCAGAGGCCCGGCAAAACAGUUGAGGUCAGACCGAGGAACCAAUUUUGUUGGUGCUGCCAAAGACCUGAAGUUGAAUCCUCCAAAACCUGAUGAGCCAGUUCUGGAUGCCUACCUUCAACAACAGAGGUGUUCUUGGGUGUUCAACGCUCCACACUCAUCCCAUAUGGGCGGCACCUGGGAGCGUAUGAUAGGAAUCUCACGACGCAUCCUAGAUUCGAUGCUUCUCCAAGCAGGUAACCCCACCUUGACACAUGAGGUCCUGACAACAUUGAUGGCCGAAGUUACAGCUAUCAUCAAUGCGAGGCCCUUGAUACCCGUUUCCUCCGAUCCUGAUGCUCCAUUCAUCCUGACACCUGCGAGUCUACUUACCCAGAAGUUUGAUCCGGUCCCUAUACCAUCUGGAGAUUUCACCAAGGCUGACAUGUACACGCGUCAGUGGAAAAGAGUUCAAGCCCUUGCUGAUACAUUCUGGGCCAGGUGGCAGAAGGAUUACCUCCACAUGCUCCAAAGUCGUCAGAAGUGGCAGCGCAGAAAACCGAACCUAAAAGAAGGGAACAUCGUCCUUCUGAAGGACAAGCAACUAAAAAGAAAUGAGUGGCCUAUGGGCAUCAUUGUGAAAACGCUUCCAAGCAAAGAUGGAGUUGUCAGGAAGUUGGAAGUCAAGGUUGCACGAGACAAGACGUCGAAAACUUUCUGCAGACCUAUAUCGGACUGUAUCCUUCUUUUAAGAGAUUAACAUGUUAUUUUGAUGGGGUUAAACGGCAUUUUAAGAAUAAUGCCAGACGGGGAGUGUAUUGGAACCAGUUUAGGUUCAUGUUUUCUUCCUGGCCAGUAGGGGGCGCAGGUUUGAACAGUUGCUAUGUUGAGCCAGUGUGUAGAAGAAGUGUGUCAGUAAGUUUCCCAUAUGCAAGAAGCAAAAACAUCUGUUCAGCAAUCUGAAGCCAUCCGCUCUAUUUCAUCCCUUUGAAUGGAAAUAUGAUUUCACACUUUGUUGCAUUAAAUUCCGUCCAAAUACAACACGUGCCUGUUCAUUGGAGGAGAGCGAUGCAAGAAAGAGUUUAGCUGGCUG
Molecule: messenger RNA, 6538 nt
Organism: Nothobranchius furzeri (turquoise killifish)
Lineage: Eukaryota; Metazoa; Chordata; Actinopteri; Cyprinodontiformes; Nothobranchiidae
Source: RefSeq, a predicted model, not a curated record